UGCUGGGCCACCUCGCCCCGAGAUCCCGCGAGACAUCCAAAUACACGCAGCAGACAUGCGGCUUGAAGCACAAAGCGUCAAAUCGCAGCCAGGUAACACAGAUCAACAGAGCCAUCGCAAGAAGUCUCAGCGUAAGAAAAGGCGGACCACCGGGAAAGUGCACCCGUCCACGAGAACAUACGACUGUGCUGGCGGCGGCUCCCAACAAAGCCCCCCCAUUGAAGCAAAAGAAGGUGACAAGUGGGACGGGACUGAAAGCCCCCGUUCUUGUCGGAACUCGCAAAGCUGCCCACCGAUGGGAACACAAAAAGAGGUGGUGCUAGUUGGAGACAAGAACAUCGAGAUUGUAGCUGAGAUUGUUGUCGCAGAGCUUGGAUCUCCGACCGCCCUUAAGUGCAUAUCUGGCAGAAGUGCGACGGCUGCUGACGCCAUCGCCUAUGCAACAAAGUACGACAAGGAAGCUGAAGCGCGCACGCGACAGUAUAUCAUGCAUGCCGGGUUGCAUGACGUACUGAGAGGAAAACCGGAGGAUGUCACAAAAGCCCUCAACCUACAGUGGACAGGGAGGCCUCGGAGCUUAAUUGUCUGUUCCAUUCCAGAGAUAUACGGAAGGGGGGGUGAAACACGGGCCGCUGUUGUGCUUGCCAAUGCCAAGAUCAAGAAAUGGUGCAGGAGGACGGGAAACCGCUUUCUAGACUUGGCGAAAGUGGUGCAGUCGACUGGUUUUCAAAAAGACGGUCUACACUAUAACGAGACGACAGCAAUGGAAGUCGGCCGAGUCAUAGGCAGAGUGGCGGCGCCUUUUUUAGGCCUUGGACUAUCCCAUCAACGGGAAAAAGGGGCAACAAAAACCACGACGCCAUGUCUCGGCAAAAGCCUAUGCAACGAGCCCCCUGGACCUCCGCAUCGGAGCUGGGAACCGACACAACAUCGGCUGUCGAACCGAGGGAAGCGUGGGCAAGGGAACAGGACAGAUCCGGAGCAAGGAAGACUGGCCCAGCUCAUCGAGAAGACCCUCGAGAAGGUGCUCUCCAAGAAAUGGCCCACUCUGUGAAUGACGUCCAGGGGUCUGACGGAGCUGUGCGACGGAGACCACGUCAUCCCAAGGCCCAACAACGGAGGCGCAGAGUUCGACACCAAAACCCAGGAAGAAUAUCGAUCGCUUUCCUCAAUUUGCAUGGUGGUCGGCGCUUGGUAAAAUGGGAGGAGCUCUAUAUUGGAAUGGAGGAAGAGGGCAUCACGUUGUAUGGAGUGGCAGAGACACAUCUUCGGGAUCUAGAGAGGCCACCAGUCAAUCCACUUUGGAACUGGGCGGGCUGCAAUCGAGAAAGUACAGCCCGGGGAGGUGGAGGUGUGGGGUUUCUGUGGCGAGAGGGCAGCACCUGGACACCGAUCGACAGCUGCUGUGCGGAACACACCUGGAUGGUUGGCCACGUGCACGCAACGCCGGUAUUAGCGUGCGUAGUCUACCUAAGUGUUGCUCCAAACCAACACUCGGAGAACACCAACAUCGUACACUGCAUCAGACAAGACAUUGAACGCUGGGGGCAAGGUCAUGAAGUGCUGAUCCUAGGCGACUUUAAUGGCCACAUCCAGGAGCUCGACGGUUACACUGACCACAAUGGGAGGCUCUUGUUAGAGAUGACCCAGGAGCUUUCCCUUGAAAUCGCAAACCUCAGAGCAGACUGCGAGGGCACGUAUACGUGGUGCGCACGGGGCCUGAGCUCAUGCAUCGACUAUGCCCUUGUGUCACCAGGUCUUGGCAAGAGCCUCCGGAAUGUGCAUAUUGAUGAGGAAGGCCGGCACAGUUUGGGUAGUGACCAUAAUCGCCUCAGGCUGCAGUUUGAAGCAUCUCCUUGGCGUCAAAAGGUGAAGAAACACGAGCCUGCUACGCGGUUUCUCCCCGACGCGGCCUACGAGGAAGUGGCCAACGAAUUUGAACUAUGCCCCGGCCGCGAACAAGCAGAUACCUAUGAGCAGUACAUUGCCCAGCUCCGCCAGAUCAUGCGGAAACACGAGAAGAUUGUCAAGGCGCGUCGAGGGUUUAGCAGAAAGAGUUGGUGGGAUGGGGAGGUCCAAGCAGCAAUAAAAGCCCGCCGAACCGCCAACCGAUGUCACCGCCAGUGUGUAAAGAGGCCCCACAGCGAGGAUGUCCAGGCGACAUGGCAGGAAUAUCUGCGGCGAAAACGGGAGAUGCAGGCUAUCACACAACGGAAGAUAGCAGAAGCCAAUCACAAGACGCUCCACGCAAUCAAGUCUGCAGGCAGAGGAGCAGCGGCCAAAUUCUGGACAUAUGUCUCUCGGCUCGAUGGCAAAGCAACACAACCGGAAAUUCGCACAGAAUCAACGGGGGACAAGACCACAGAUCUCCACCGAGCCUUAACCGACCAUCUUCACCAACUGUACGCGCAGCCACACCCCAGUACACAUACUGAACUCCCCUGCCCAGAUGUCUCAGAACCGACUGGCACAGGCCACCAGAAGUGGACAGUGGCAAGGAGCGCCAUUGACAGGGCUAUCUCCAAGAUAGGUGCCCGCACUGCUCGGGGCUUCGACGGCAUUCCUGCAGGGCUGGUGAAACGCCUCGGUGCUGGUGCACGGGCCCAGCUGGCCGAUUUCUUCAGCGAAAUCCUAGCUGGUGGCCCUAUACCAAGUGACUGGCUACGUGGCAAAGUAAUCCUGCUCCCGAAAAGGGGGGGAGACCCCGGCCUCCUACGAGACUACAGGCCACUCACAAUCACAAGUGUUGUGUACCGUGUGUUCGCACAAGUUCUCAAGGUCUGGAUGACUACGUGGGCCGAAGAGGGUGGUCACCUCACGGAGUUACAGAACGGUUUUCGACGAGACCGACGGCUGGAGGACAACCUUUUUGUCCUGACCCAAUGUAUAGAGGUUGCACGAAAGGAGGAACGGGGGCUGAUUGGCUGCUUCCUAGAUGUGUCAAAGGCCUAUGACAGUGUACCACACGAGCUAUUACUACAGCAUCUAGAGGCACUUGGGAUGCCGCCCACAUGGACUGGAUUGCUCGGACGCCUGUAUAGAGAUAGCUCUGUUGUGGCCACCCUAAACGGAGCCUACUCAAGUGAGGUGAGGGUGGGCAAGGGAUUAAAACAAGGCUGCCCUCUUUCACCCUUACUCUAUAUGUUGUAUACCGCCGGUGUAGAGCGCAAAAUACUAGCCUCUGGGGUGGGCUUUGUGGUGGAGCGCAUAAGCGAUGGGCUCAAAGAACAGCAAACCCUGCCGGGACUCGUAUUCGCUGACGACAUUGUGCUGCUGGCGGGAAACAGUGGCGACCUGCAGACCCUCGUUACCAGCUGUGCCGAAGCCAUGGCGCCACUGGGACUGCAGUUCAACACGAAGAAAUCGGCGGUGGUCAACUUCUCUGGCCCGGGGCUUCCUGGUUUGCUGACACUGCCAGAUGGAGGACUGCUGCCCGAAGCACCUGAGUACCGAUACCUCGGGGUGAACUUCUGGGCACAAGUAGAUUAUACAGCAAACCACGAGAGGCACUUGAGACAAACAUCCCAGAGGGCCGGCCAAGUACUCCGUAGGAGGUGCCUGUGGGGUUUCAACCGCCCCAUUAUGGUGCGCGAACUAUGGAAGGCGGUACACGUGCCGGCGCUGACUUUCGCUAAUGCAGUGAUUUGCCCCGCUGCGCAGACCCGGGAGUGGCUUGAACGCAGUCAGCGCGCCGUGGGACGACUGGCUCUGGGGUGCCACGGCAACGUUGCCAACGAGGCAGUCCAGGGUGAUUUGGGUUGGUCCUGUUUCGAAGCGCGGGAAGCUCGGAGCAAGCUGUCCUACGAAGGCAGGUUGCGCCUGAUGCAGCCACAUCGCUGGGCACGGCGAAUAUUUGAUUAUGUUCACCGCAACGGCAUCCGCACCAGAUGGUCGAAAAGACUGCAGCACCUAAGCAGGAAAUACGGCUUCUAUGCGAGCCCUGUGCAGGAGGACACCGAGCGUAAGUGGUCCAAAGCAGUGAAGACCCAAGUGCGAAUGACGGAGGCUGACACUUGGCGGCGAGACAUGGAGGAGAAGAGUACACUGAGGAUCUAUAGGGAAUCCAAACAGGAAAUCCAUGUCGAACCUCUAUUCGACAAUAGUGUAGCCAGCAGCCUCCUCUUCGAAGCACGAGCCGGCGCUCUCAGAACUCUGGCAUAUCGCCGGCGCUUUGAUGACAGCGUGGGAGAUGCAAUGUGCCGUGUAUGUGGUGCCGACGAGGAGACAAUCGAACACUUGGUCAUGAACUGCGAGGGCCUCACAACAGCACCUACAGAUGGCACCACCUUACAGCAGGCGCUUGGCUUCUCGCCCAACGACGCUCCUGAUGGUGGCGGAGUGGCUACGACCAAGAAGCGACUCAGUGAGUGGUGGACAAAGGUGCGCGCACAUUGACAUGUCGAAGCUCUCCUCGUUGAACAUGUGCAUGUACCGUGGUGGUUAGAUGUGUGUGUAGCCACUUAUGUGUACGCGCUAUCGUUUUUACUUUUUUUCUUUCUUUUUUAAGUCCUUAGGCCAGGGCAUCGGUUGAUGCCCGCCCGUUACAAAGGGUGAGGCCAUAAAUCCAAAUCCAAAU
Molecule: messenger RNA, 4576 nt
Organism: Rhipicephalus sanguineus (brown dog tick)
Lineage: Eukaryota; Metazoa; Arthropoda; Arachnida; Ixodida; Ixodidae
Exons: 2
Coding region: 862-4395 (1177 amino acids)
Molecular function (GO): catalytic activity
Source: RefSeq, a predicted model, not a curated record